AUGAAAGCCAUCAUCGUCUUGCUGCUCGCAGGCUUGACCUACGCUCAAAAUCUCGCGUUCGAUUGCAGUCGCAUUCCUGAAACAUGCAAGAACAUGUGUUAUGGAGUCAACUGCAGGAAUCUCCCUACCCGGAUGACGUUCGACGACCCGAGUGCAGCUACCAAGAAGCAGCGUCGUGACGACGCCGGGUGCACCAAGCCGAACAGGUGUAACGGGCGUACAGACGGAAUGACUACAUGCGACGAAUUUCCUUUUGCUUCUAGCCAGGAGGGUGGCGGCAACGCGGUGACUCGCUGUGUGAGCCAGGCAGAAUGCUGGAGCCAGGGAGGCUCCUUAUCCGGUUUCUAUCGGGGGUUGAGAAAUAACCAACAGAGCCGUUUUACGAUCUCGUUCACGAACGAGGGUAACAUUCCGUGGUGCGUAGGGCCCGGGUACGGCGGGUGCACCAACGACGGCGAAGAGUAUCAGCACGGUGCACCGGCACGGCGCAGGGACCUCUCUGGCGACCUGGGAAACAUUACCGCACCAAAGGCGGGCUAA
Molecule: messenger RNA, 540 nt
Organism: Gloeophyllum trabeum ATCC 11539
Lineage: Eukaryota; Fungi; Basidiomycota; Agaricomycetes; Gloeophyllales; Gloeophyllaceae
Exons: 5
Coding region: 1-540 (179 amino acids)
Source: RefSeq, a predicted model, not a curated record